Mustela erminea (ermine) is the source of this 1482-nucleotide messenger RNA. RefSeq names its product carbonic anhydrase 1 (gene CA1). Gene Ontology annotation, molecular function: zinc ion binding; carbonate dehydratase activity. The transcript is spliced from 7 exons. The record is from RefSeq and is a predicted model, not a curated record. NCBI's taxonomy places the organism in Eukaryota, Metazoa, Chordata, Mammalia, Carnivora, Mustelidae. The coding region runs from base 98 to 883 and encodes 261 amino acids.
ACCCACAAGUGGCGGUUUGACUUGUUUACUGCAUGCUGGCUUGCAGGCAGUUAUUCCGGGUAUUAUCUUUGCAGAAAAGAAAACUAAGUAGAAGAUCAUGGCGAGUUCCAACUGGGGAUAUGACGACAAAAACGGUCCUGAACAAUGGGGCAAGCUGUAUCCCAUUGCAAAUGGAAAUAAGCAAUCUCCCAUUGAUAUUAAAACGAGUGAAACGAAACAUGACACCUCUCUUAAACCUAUCAGUAUCUCCUAUGAUCCAGCCACAGCCAAAGAAAUUAUCAACGUGGGGCAUUCUUUCCAUGUAAACUAUGAGGACAAUGAUAACCGAUCAGUGCUGAGAGGUGGUCCUCUUUCUGAAAGCUAUAGGCUCUGUCAGUUCCAUUUUCACUGGGGCAGCACAAAUGACUAUGGUUCUGAACAUACAGUGGAUGGAGUCAAAUAUUCUGGAGAGCUUCACCUAGUUCACUGGAAUUCUGCAAAGUACUCCAGCUUUGCUGAAGCUAUCUCACAGGCUGAUGGUUUGGCAAUUAUCGGUGUUUUGAUGAAGGUUGAUCAGGCCAACCCAAGACUGCAGAAAGUACUUGAUGCCCUAAACGCAGUUAAAACCAAGAACAAACGAGCCCCAUUCACAAAUUUUGACCCAUCUACUCUCCUUCCUUCAUCCCUGGAUUACUGGACCUACUCUGGCUCUCUGACUCAUCCUCCCCUUUAUGAGAGUGUGACCUGGAUCAUCUGCAAGGACAGCAUCAGUAUCAGCCCAGAGCAGCUGGCACAGUUCCGAAGCCUUCUAUCAACUGUUGAAGGUGACAAAGCUGUCCCCAUUCAGCACAACAACCGGCCACCCCAGCCUCUGAACAGCAGAGUAGUGAGAGCUUCAUUCUGAUGGGACCAGGAAGGAACUUCUUACUCCAGGAACACUGCCCUGCUUCGGACAUAACCCAGUAAAGCAAUUUUUAAGAAACGCAUUCAUUUCAAUACUAGCAAGGCAGCAUAGCUGCAAAUUCAAUCUAUAAAGCAAAGUUUUAAUUUUUAUUCUUAAUGUUUAAUUCAAAUAAUAAUCCAUAAGCUUGUAAAACUUGUCCUUAAAUUCAAGUUUAUUUUUGUGAAAUUCUUUAUAAUUGCAAUUAAAUUAUACUAAAUAAUUUCUUAGUGAUUUGUAUCUGUUUCCAUUUUAUUCAGUUUUGUUGACCAGUAAAAUAGCUUUAUCCCUUUCUUGUCUGGUAUGUACUCUAUUUUUUUAAAUGUUAAAUAAUCAGUGGCCCAUGUACAUUCCAAAAAUCUUAAGUGCCUUAUUUGUAAUAUCAUUUUGCCUUAAAUGUAAUAACCUAAGAGUAGCUUGAGAUGAAAUAUUGAGAAAUUCAUUUUCUUACUCUUGAAGGCAGCUAUAUAGCUAAGAUUACAACUGUAAUUAAUAUUAUUACACUGGCCCAAUAUUGCUAUCAUCUGUGUUGUCUGUGAUAAAAAUGGUAUCUUACAUGGGAA